This is a messenger RNA of Linum tenue, 1452 nucleotides long. NCBI's taxonomy places the organism in Eukaryota, Viridiplantae, Streptophyta, Magnoliopsida, Malpighiales, Linaceae. The record is from the annotation of a GenBank genome assembly.
AGAGCUCUUACUGCAUCGACAGGCCCACUAUAAAGCCAUAGGCAUCCCUUUGGUGGACAUUUACGCCAAACGCGGCAUGACCUUUGACGGGACACAAGGAAAUCAGAAGAGAUAGCUUUCUUAUCCGCAGAAACGAAGGAAGGAAAGACACUAAACCAGUGGAGGCGCCACAAAAAAAAGCUGUUCGCCGGCCGGAGCUGACAGUAACUGCAAAACAAUGGCGCACGCUUCCUCCUUAUUCGCUCCUAUUUCCUUCCAUCUCGCCUCCUCCGCAUUCUCUCCGCUCUCCGCCAAGACCAGAUUCUCCAGAUUUGUAACCGUCGCCGCAAUUCCACCCCUCUCCACCGCCACUCCCAUGGAUCUGCCUCCUCUGGACGAGACAACAAUUGCAGUCAUCGGCGGCGGCUCCGUCGCCGCACUCGCAGCCGUGCUGUCCUUCACGGAUCCGGAGCGUCGGCGCAAGCUCCAAGCCGUGGAAGUCGGCGGCGGCGACAAGGAGGUGGUGAGGGAGUACUUCAACAACUCCGGCUUCCAGCGAUGGCGGAAGAUCUACGGAGAGACCGACGACGUCAACCGCGUGCAGCGCGACAUUCGUCUGGGACACGCGAAGACCGUCGAGAACACGAUGGUAAUGCUGAAAGAGGAGGGCUCUCUCCAAGGCGUCACCGUCUGCGACGCCGGCUGCGGACUGGGCUCACUCUCGAUUCCACUCGCUAGAGAAGGCGCAAUCGUCUCCGCCAGCGACAUCUCCGCCGCCAUGGUCUCCGAGGCCGAGAAGCAGGCGAAAGAGCAGUUGGGAGGAGGAGAUGUUGUAAUGCCGAAAUUCAUGGUGAAGGAUCUGGAGAGCUUAGAUGGGAAAUACGACACGGUGGUAUGCCUGGACGUUCUGAUUCAUUACCCGCAGAGCAAAGCCGACGGGAUGAUUGCGCAUCUGGCGUCGUUGGCCGAGAAUCGAUUGAUAUUGAGCUUUGCGCCCAAGACAUUCUACUACGAUUUGUUGAAGAGAGUUGGGGAGCUGUUUCCAGGGCCAUCCAAGGCCACCAGGGCGUAUCUGCAUUCGGAGGCAGAAGUGGAGGGAGCUUUGAAGAAGGUCGGGUGGAGAAUAAGGAAGAGAGGCCUCAUCACUACGCAGUUCUACUUUGCCAGGCUCGUCGAAGCCGUCCCUGCGUGAACCGAGCAAAAGGAUGGGCGGUGAAGUGAAUCCUUCAGCAUCCAAGGUUGAUCUAAGUUUUCACUUCCCCUGUAUUCUUGUAACUAGUACUGGGCCUCGCUCGUUGGCCGACAGAGUUUAAUAACUAUUUGAAUUAUAUGUAUUGAAGAUGCAUAUAAUAAUUUGUGCUUUUAAAAAAAAUAAAUAUCUAAGGGAUCGUUUGGAAGUUGCGAUAGUUUUGUUGAGAUUGUCAUUAUAUGUAUUGUUUACAAUGUAUCGUUUUUUUUGUUUUUUUAGCAGAA